AUCGCAUCGCGUCGCCAACGACAAAAGCCCGCGAAGACAAGACAAGCACUUGGACUGUGCUGGUGCCCUGGUGUGUGCGGUGCCGGCGUGGGCCGUAGAUCGGACGGGCGAACCCCGGAGCCCCGUUUGUUUCCCGAUUUUGCGAGAUCCGAUUCCAAUUACUCGAUUCGAAUGACACGCAUUUUUUUGUCCUUUUGUAUUUUUUAUUAUUAUAGGCUUAUGUCCCAUCAGCGGUGCCGACAGACAGCAGAAGCGGGUACCUCACUGCAACCCUCGUUGGCUGGGCACGCCCUCUCUCCUUCAGGCAAGUCACUCGCCUGUGUGUCUCUCUUCCUUGGAGAGCCGUCCCAAGACAGCGUCGCAGUCGCGGGUCGCCCUGCGCCGCGUGGUACCCUCGCGUCGGUGGCAGAACGAGUUCCAGAACAACGCGCGGAACGGCUGGCCGACCAAGCUGAAAGAGGGGGUACAGUAGGACUCAACUCUCCCCAAUGCUCGCCAGCUCUCGCCAACUCUCGCAUUCGGUGCUUCACCAGCGUCCGGCGAGCCAAGACCACACCAAGACAGUGA
This is a messenger RNA of Podospora bellae-mahoneyi, 567 nucleotides long. RefSeq lists its product as uncharacterized. The transcript has 2 exons. The coding region runs from base 172 to 567 and encodes 131 amino acids. NCBI's taxonomy places the organism in Eukaryota, Fungi, Ascomycota, Sordariomycetes, Sordariales, Podosporaceae. The record is from RefSeq and is a predicted model, not a curated record.